This is a messenger RNA of Eurytemora carolleeae, 645 nucleotides long. RefSeq lists its product as uncharacterized. The record is from RefSeq and is a predicted model, not a curated record. Gene Ontology annotation, molecular function: protein binding. The transcript is spliced from 5 exons. NCBI's taxonomy places the organism in Eukaryota, Metazoa, Arthropoda, Copepoda, Calanoida, Temoridae. Bases 202 to 633 code for a protein of 143 amino acids.
UUACGUAUAGGACCAGGGGUAGAAUGCAACAAUUCUGACAAUAUUAAUAUUUACAAUUAUAUUAGUUAUGUGACAAUUUCAAUUCAUUUUUACUCUUCAGUCAAAAGUGAAAACAUGAUUUUUAAAAAAAAAAAUGCUUACGUUUCAAGUCACUUUAAAUUUGUGAAAGUUCAGAUAUGAUAUUUUUCAAUUUUUCUCACAAUGGAAGUUCUACCGGACCAUCUACUUUUAAAAAUUUGUGGGAAAUUGAGGUUUGAAGAUUUGAGGAUCGUUUCAGUGAUUAACUCCAGAUUAUCUAGGAUAUCCUUGGAUCCAUUACUUUGGGCCAGGUUCCCCGUUAGUUCUGAUAGAAUUCUGUCUAAUAUUCAAGAGUUUACAAGUAUACGCAGGUUCAAGAAGCUUCGAAGGCUUGAGAUAAGUGCCUUAAGAAGAAGAGUUCUCAAACCUGAAGAUAUCUCAACUCUAUUCUCCUAUUUAUCCGCAAAUACCAAUAUCCAGUUUAUCAGGUUUUCCAACUUGGAUUUAAGUUCUGUUCCUGGAUUUCCGUUCUCCCAAGCUCUGGUUUCCGUCUCUUCUCUCUCUUUACAGGGAUGUGAUUUAACCACGGAGCAGUGUAUCGCUCUUCUCAGGUAGAAAUAUUCUAAG